Messenger RNA from Bactrocera oleae (olive fruit fly), 1371 nucleotides. NCBI's taxonomy places the organism in Eukaryota, Metazoa, Arthropoda, Insecta, Diptera, Tephritidae. The record is from RefSeq and is a predicted model, not a curated record.
UAGUAUAUAAUUCGGUUCAUCCAUGAAUUGGAAAUUCGAAUUUUUAACGUAGCGAUCUUCACCGCUGCCAUUGUAAUAAGAUCAUUAUUUUAUUGCUGUUGAUCGUUAUGGUAUUUCUUCGAGAAGUUACGAAAUGUCAUUUGGUAUUUAUCACUACGCCAAACCUCAUAAUGAAAGACGACAUGGUGAUGAUCAACUUAAAACAGAUUAGGCUAAAUUCAAACCCCAAACACAAUAAUUUUGUAUGUUUUAACCUUCGUAGUCUCGCAGGAUAUGAGUCUUUACUUAAGCGCUACAAGUUAUCUGUUUCACACAUACUUCUAGUCUACUAUUUAUGCAACUUUUUAUGCGCAGCAUCGUUACCAGCAGUAAUCCCUUUAGGUGCUAUUUUUACAGAAGAUCAACGAGAUAGUAGCAUUGAAUAUGCAUUCAAAUAUGCCGUGUAUCGUGUAAAUAAGGAAAAAUUUCUAUUAUCAAAUACACAGCUUAUUUACGAUAUAGAGUAUGCUCCGCGGGAUGAUUCAUUUCGGACAACUAAGAAAAUUUGUCGACAAGUGGAAUCAGGUGUCCAGGUCAUUUUUGGGCCAUCAGAUCCUUUGCUUUCAGAUCAUGUGCAAUCAAUAUGUGAAUCGUUUGGUAUUCCACACAUCGAGUCUCGCAUUGAUUUAUAUGGUAGCACUAAGGAAUUCUCUAUUAAUCUAUACCCUUCACAGCGACUUAUGAAUUUGGCUCAUAGAGAUUUGAUGGUUUUUUUAAAUUGGACGAAAACUGCUAUACUCUAUGAAGACAAUUUGGGUAUUUUCAAUCAUCAAGAUCUGGUUCAUGUAACCGCAGACAUACGAACAGAACUAUACAUUCGUCAGACGUCACCGAAAACUUACCGUCAAGUUCUACGAGCGGUACGAAUGAAGGAUAUUUAUAAGAUUAUUGUAGAUACAAAUCCUACAAAUAUAAAUGCUUUCUUUCGAGCAAUUCUUCAACUACAGAUGAAUGACCAUCGCUAUCAUUAUAUGUUUACAACAUUUGAUAUUGAAAUUUUUGACCUGGAAGACUUCAAAUAUAAUGGUGUUAACAUUACGGCCUUUCGCCUAGUAGACGUGGAAAGCCAACGCUAUAAAGAAGUUAUCGAACAAAUGAAAAAAUUACCUCAUAGCGGAUUGGACUACAUAAAUGAGAAGCCAUAUAUACAGAUGAUGCCGUCGAAGUUACGUCUGUGCCUGUGCCUGAUACACCAUCGUCACCGUCAAGACAAUUAUCGUCACCAAUACCAACUUUUUCCAAAGAUGACCCUGGAGCCUAGCCAGAAGUUUUAAGCGCUACUUUGAUCCAGUAUUUAAUAGAAAAUCCGAUUAAACAAAUUAAACAGUAUAA